Messenger RNA from Spirometra erinaceieuropaei, 465 nucleotides. Lineage: Eukaryota; Metazoa; Platyhelminthes; Cestoda; Diphyllobothriidea; Diphyllobothriidae. The record is from the annotation of a GenBank genome assembly.
AUGGUCGGUACACCCGUCAGCACCCGGGAUCGCCUUUGUCACCAGCACGUCCCGCUGGUCUCGCCUCCGGACGAGGACAUAGUCCAGCAGGUGCCACUGUCACAACCGAGGGUGAAUCCAGAUGACCUUUCGCAUCGGCAGGCAGAAGUAGGUGUUGGUCAGGGUGAGCCGGUGGUCUACGCGGGUUCGACGGCUGAUGCUGGUGGCGAAUUUGUCUCCCCCGAGAGGCGGGCGGAGGCUCAUAUGGCGAUCGUUAGUGCCCUGCGACAGACAGGGCAGUCGUCCCACGAUGUCAGUCCAGAUGGCAAAGGCGACGCCCGCGUACCGUCGCUCUGCCUUGGGCCGACCGUUCCAGAAGAAGGUAUGGCCGACACCCACCUCCUCCAGUUGGCCCUGUUCGGAGAACCGGGUCUCGCUGAGUGCUGCGACGUCCGCCUUGUAGCGCGCCAGUUCCCGAGCCACUAG